GGGCAAACUUUCAAACAUUUUAAAAGGGGUAUCAAGAAUGUUUUCUCCUUUGAUAGGGUAGGCUAUAGAUGGGAAUGUAGGUGAGCAUUUUGGAGUUUUUUAAGGCGAAACGAAAAGUUUUAACUUCCACAUAGAAUUCUAAUCUAUAAGACACUUUAAAUUCAUACCAGUUAAUCAAAAAAUGUAUAAUUGGUAUACACAUUUUAGUUAUAUAUAGGAUUUAAAAAACUACGUAAACAUAUCUACAUACAUACUUCAUAAAUAAUGGGGUUUCUAAUGAAGCAGUAUGACUAUAUCAUUAAUAAAGUUAAAAACUAUUUCUGAAAUAAAAAUGAUAACAAAAUAUUUGAGAAAAAGUUCUACUUGUAUAUAUUACAAUGAACUGUUGAUUAUAUAAAAUCCGAACUGAGAGCUGGGAAAACAUGUCUGGAUUGUGAAGAAAAUGAAUAUUAUAACAAAUACCUCCAUUACUUAUCACAUCCCAUAGAUACAAUGUGAUUAGCAAAAUAUACAACAUCUGCAUUGAGAGUUUUAGAAUAUUAGUUAAAACUUCAAAUUUAUAUUCUCGAAGACCUGAUUCAUAUGUGGUUCCAUGUACUAGGUAUUCAAAUUGUGAGUGUUGGUGUAAUAGUAAACAAUUUGUUCAGUAUGAGAUGAAAAUGUAUUUUUGACGCAUCUAGAAAGUUAUUAUCCUUUGACAAAAAUGGUACAUAAUUUUACGUAAUUCAAAAAUGUGAUAUUUUGUAAGUAUUGGCUUGGCAAGUAACAUUAGAUUUUUAAAAGCUGUAUUAAAAGUGAAAUAAACCGCAAAUUUUCAAAAACUUGUAAUUUGUGAUAUAUAGAUUAUAGGAAAAGUAUCAAAAAUAGAAAAAUGUUCCUAAGUACUAACUUUUUAUGGUGUAAGCAAAUAUAUCAUAUGGAAAGUUUAUUCAAGUAGUUCACUACCUGAGUAUAAGUGAAUUUAAUGAAAGAAAAAUGUCAGUGUCUGCUGUCAUCUCUAUAAUACAUUCCAUACAAGGUUGAAAUAAUUUGUUGAUCAAGUGUAUUUUAAAACCAAAUAAUGCAGAAUAGUUCAGGGAACGAUAAUCAUUCUUACAUCAUACCCAGCAAAUUGAUUCAAACUACUGAUCAAAUGAUGUUUUGGAGGAGGUCAGAAACAUACUACGAAUAUUUAGGAUUUGUAUACUUUAUAAAUGAUGUAAUCAAAGGCAAAUCAAAUGAACAAGGUAGCGCUAAUGCUUCGCCAGAGAUAGAGGGGCUUUGCGGAAUUUUAGAUAUUAUAGAAGAUUGGAUUGAUGAAAUUGGUGUAGAUGAAUAUGAACCAAAAUCGUAUCAUCGGGCAUUCAGGAGAUGGUAUCGUAGACUUAGAGAUAAUUCUGUUCCACUGUUGAGAGAGAUAGUUCCGUCAAUAUAUUUUCGAGCACUACCAGAAAUAAUGGUGUACUUAAUUGAAGGCUUUGGUAAUUCAGUCAGAUGUGCUUAUGGUAGUGGUCACGAAAUGUCUUUCUUGAUGUUUUUAUGCAGUCUUUUCAAAAUUGGAUUUUUGAAAAUUAAAGAUGCUCCUGCUACAGCCUGCAAAGUAUUUGCAAGAUAUUUAUAUGUUGCUCAAAAACUACAAAAAACUUAUAAAAUGACUUCUCUUGGUGGUAACAAAACUUGGAAUUUGAAUGAUUACCAGUUUGUUGCUUUUAUAUGGGGUAGUUCACAGCUAGUCGGUAAUACUGAACUUAAUCCAACGUGUUAUCUAAAAAGAGCUACUGUUAAACGCCAUUCAUCGCAAUAUAUGUUCCUAAGUUGUAUCCAAUUCACUAAUAGAAUAAAAAUAGACUCUUUUAACAGACAUUCGAAUCAACUGUGGAAUCUGAGUGGAGUAUCUUCAUGGUAUGGAAUCAAUUCCAGUCUUAUUAGAAUGUACCAAGCACAGAUUCUGUUGCGUUAUUCUAUAGUAAAACACGUGUAUUUUGGUUCAAUUUUCACUCUAAAACGCGUUGAACGUUGGGCUAGUGUCCGCAGACCAAUAUUUAGUCUCUCAAAGGUUCACAGAUCAACAAUAAAUGUGGAAUUCUUAACUGAUCUAUCGGCCUCUCGAAAAACCAUAUCUUCUAUAAACGGUUCUGUAAAAAGUAGAAGCAGAAAUAUUAGACUUGAAUCGAGUAAACGUAUAAGAGAUGACAAGGGGAAACAUGUUAGUAUAGAGCAUACUGUCAGAGAUAUUACGUGGGAAACAGAACAGGAAAUUUCAAGUGAUGAUACUAAGGAAGUCGCAGACAAAACAAUUACUGCUGAUACUGAUACAGAACAGACUUUACCGACAGUAGUUGACGAUGAAUUGAUAGAAAUAAUGAAAAAUGAAACUUUUAACCAUACUCCUUCAACUGAUAGCAUUGAAAAGAAUAAAGGAGAACAAAUUAUAGUAAGUCCAGUCACUCCUGAAAAAAACCGUCGGGUUAAAGUUAAUGUAGAUUUUGCUGGUGCCUAAACAGAAACUAUUAAAUGAUUAUCAAAAGGAACAUCUAUCGCAGAUGUCAUAAAAUAUCUUGUAAACAUUUGAAACAAUAAAUAAACAAGGACAUUUCAUUAAAGGUUUUUGCAGUACUUAUUCUUUUAAAUAUCUUAACCCUUCAAGGACAAAGUUUUGCAUAUAUUGAACUUUUAAUAAUUUUUAUUUAUUAACAAUUAGACACUCAUAAUAAUAAUAAUAAUAGUUUACAAAGAAAAAUAUGAAUAUUUCAUUGAAAAAUAUGAUGUGAUUUAUUUAUAAAACAAUGUUAAACGAUUAUUAAUCUCGAUCAAGUUUUAUAUAAAUCCAGUGAAAAUAUUUACGUUUUUUGAAUAUAUAACUUGUGUUUUGAAAACGCUGUCAUAUUUUUCAAUUAGACGUGUAGUUGAACUGAAUCUUUUAUUUUUUUCAUAUUUGCUUCUGAUAUUAAAGGACAGUUUUUUUGGAAACAGUUGUUCCUAAUAUUACCAGCAGCUGAGAACCCCACUUUCAAUAAUUUAAUAAACUGAAAUUAAU
Molecule: messenger RNA, 3016 nt
Organism: Diorhabda sublineata
Lineage: Eukaryota; Metazoa; Arthropoda; Insecta; Coleoptera; Chrysomelidae
Product: serine/threonine-protein phosphatase 2A activator-like
Exons: 7
Coding region: 1061-2479 (472 amino acids)
Biological process (GO): mitotic spindle organization
Cellular component (GO): nucleus; protein phosphatase type 2A complex; cytoplasm
Molecular function (GO): protein tyrosine phosphatase activator activity; peptidyl-prolyl cis-trans isomerase activity
Source: RefSeq, a predicted model, not a curated record